UAAGUAGCCACUCAGGUAUUCUUACUGUUCUGCUACGGAGACCCCACCCGCCACACAUACUCGAGGAGCUAAAAAAACGCCCCAAGCUCCGGCAGCUUGGCAGCGCCGGUGCUGCGCCGAGGUCAACUUGACAGAUUUUUGAUGCCAGGACAACGUGGUAUCGUGUGCGGAAUCGUUAUCUACCGACAUUAUGAACAUCCGUUCCAAUACCAAAUCGGGGACAGUUGCACUAGCGAGAGUGAGAGAACGGUUGACGAUACCGGUAACACCAUCUUCAAGAUCCCCCGGCCCGCUCUCGCUGAUGAUUUGCGGGGUGCUCGGGUUGGCGCUUAAUUUGAUGACCUGUCGUUCAAGAGGUGCGAAUAAGCAAGUCAGCCGUGUCAGUAGUGUGAUGUGCAGUGUCCAUACAUUGUCGACUCAGGCCUGCUUUUCGCGAGCUUUUAGCAAGCCGGACGGAGCGAGGAAUCACAAUCCUACAGAUGCAAGUAGCGUCUCCACCAGACCAGGACCCUGGCUCGUCCCAGCCGGAGGUCGCCCGGGGAGAAAUUCCUGGGCCAGACCCGGAAAGGACCAACUCCCCACGGGCCCAUUUCGCUCUCAUCAACUCGAUUCCAGUCCAGCUGCUUUCUGGUGCGAGUGUAUGCCAUCGCACACAGUAGUGUAGGACCUGUGCAUGAUUACAUCUGCCCAUACUAGUACAUACUCCCUCGUGGGGGAGGCACGAGGGGGAGGCACGAACGGGAGGGGCGGGACGACGCGCCA
This is a messenger RNA of Chaetomium strumarium, 762 nucleotides long. RefSeq lists its product as uncharacterized. The record is from RefSeq and is a predicted model, not a curated record. The transcript has a single exon. The coding region runs from base 191 to 664 and encodes 157 amino acids. NCBI's taxonomy places the organism in Eukaryota, Fungi, Ascomycota, Sordariomycetes, Sordariales, Chaetomiaceae.